Molecule: messenger RNA, 699 nt
Organism: Harmonia axyridis
Lineage: Eukaryota; Metazoa; Arthropoda; Insecta; Coleoptera; Coccinellidae
Exons: 3
Coding region: 104-601 (165 amino acids)
Molecular function (GO): lysozyme activity
Source: RefSeq, a predicted model, not a curated record
GGGCGAAUCAAGUGAUAACCUCAGAUUCGAAUUGGAAAACCCAGGUCGAACAUAUAAUCGACUAUAAAGCAAUUCAACAAUCAAUAUUUGAUUACACAUCAAGAUGAAAGUUCUUUGCUUAUUACUAGUUCUCACCAUCUUAUUCAUUCAGGGCGAAGCUCUGAAGAAUUUGAUGGGAACUGAUAUCCAUAAGUGCAUAAGUUGCCUUUGUCAUGCCAGAACAGGAUGCUGGAGGAGGAGAAACUGUGCUAGUUAUUCGAUAUCUUUUGACUACUGGAAAACAGCUGGCAGUCCAGUAUUAGAUCCUAGCCAUGAUCCUGAUUCCGAAGAAAGCUAUAAAAAAUGCCUGCUCGAUGAAAACUGUAUAGUUAAUACAAUUGAUAAGUAUACAUCUUCCUUCGGUGAACUGGACUGCAAUUGUGACGGUAAAUUCGACUGCAAAGACAGGUUUGCCAUUCAUCUCAAUGGAGAAAGAUGUGUGAAUCCUAAUUUUGGAAGAACAUAUGCAAGAAGGUUCAAUGAGUGCGCACAGAGCAUAGGGGUUAAAGAGAUGCUGAGUCAAGAAGGAUACAAGGGAUGUGUGCUUCCUGAUGUUCAAUAAAAUGGAUAGCUAAUGAAUAUUCCAUAAAUCUCACAAACUACUUUUUCAAUGAACCUGUAUGACAUUAUUUAGAAUAAUCAGAUAUAAUAAUAAUAAUA